UCAGAUUCCUGAACGAGUAACGGAACCGGGCAGCGCCGGCUGUUUGCCAGAAAGUUGUUUUAUGUAGCACAUAUGACUAAAUGUAGAGACUGAAGAGGAGAUCCUUGGUGUAUUGUUUGAAAGGAAGUGGGUUAGCCGUUAACUUGAAACCUGAACUUCUUUUUACUGUGCGUCAUGAUUUCCAAACGCAGGCCGCCGCUGAGUGACAGAGGAGAAGUUUUCCCCGUUACCCUCGAUGAAACAAACUUGAGUUGAUUGGAGACGGAAUAACACAGGGAAUAAAGACAUGAAUUUCGGCGUCCCCGCCAAUUCGCUGCUACUUUUACGUGCCUGCGAUGAGGGGGACUACGAAACGGCCCGUGGCAUCCUGGAGCCCGGAGCCCCGAAAGAGUCCGGACGGCAGAGCAGGCUGCGGUCAGAAGCGGGUUCGGAGUGUGACACCGCGGACAUGUUGGCUCUGGUCCCGGUGGACUGCACGGACGAAGAGGGAAACACGGCCCUGCAAUUCGCCUCCGCCAGCGGCCACGAGAACCUGGUCCGGUUCUUGCUCAGAAAGGGGGCCUCAGUGGACAGCCGCAACAACUACGGCUGGACCCCGCUGAUGCAGGCUGCUAGGUUUGGCCACUUGACUGUUGCUCACAUUCUCUUGGAGAACGGGGCAGAGAUCAAUGGACGCAACAGGCUUGGAGCAAGUGUCCUGACUAUGGCAGCUCGUGGGGGGCACGCUCAUGUAGUCAAGCUGCUUCUGGAGAGUGGGGCCUAUGUAGAUGACUUCGAUCACCUGGCUGUUGCUGCAGAGGUGGUCUCUAAUGGCAACAACAACAACAGCUGCAGUGGAGCUGGUUUUGGACCUGGUGAAGGCUGUCUGGGAGGAGGAGGAGGUGGCAGAGAAUUCAUGGACAUCACAGCGCUGAUGGUGGCGUCUCAGCAUGGUCACGAGGCCACUGUACGCCUGCUGCUAGAGUGGGGCUCUGAUGUAAACUUUUCCCAGAAGACCACUGGCUGGGGGCCACUGAUGCUGUCCACUCUGAGUGGGAAGGUGGCUGCGGCUCAGCAGCUGGUGGAACGUGGAGCUGACCCAGACCGAAUCAACGUUCUCUCCAAGACGGCCUUUGAACUGGCCAUGCAGCUGAAACAGAGAGACAUCAAGGCCUAUUUGGACUCAAUCACUACUGUCAGACCACAGACAGAUGAUGAGAGAAGAAGGCCAGAUGUGUUCAGCGCUCUCAAAUUAGGAAAUUCACAGCUGGUCAAAGAGAUCCUAGAGGAGGAUCCUGCUCAGGUGAAUUUGUCCAAUCAGGAGGGAGCGACGCCUCUCAUGAUGGCAGCGGUGAGCGGCCAGUUAGAGGUGGUUCAGCUGAUGGUGGAGAAGAAUGCCGACAUAGAUAAACAAGACGGUGUCCAUGGGUGGACCGCUUUAAUGCAGGCCACCUACCACGGCAAUAAAGACAUCGUCAAGUACCUGUUGAGUCAAGGGGCCGAUGUCAACCUCCGAGCUAAGAAUGGAUACACAGCCUUUGAUUUGGUUAUGCUGCUCAAUGAUCCAGACACUGAGCUGGUACGCCUGUUAGCAUCUGUGUGUAUGCAAGUAGACAAAGAUAAGUCAAAACACCGCGGCAGAACUUUAAUGACGCGCUCCAAGAGUCGACAGUCCCUCAACAACGUCCCGGUGCCACCUGAUGACAAAGGAGGCCUUAAGUCCUGGUGGAGUAGGAUGUCGAAUCGCUUUCGUCGGCUUAAGUUGACUCACACCCUGAGGCACGGCCUUUCGUCCAAUCGCCUGGCUCCAUUUCCAGAUGAUGCUGAAAGUUUGGAUGCCACAAUGAAGGCCAAUAGGAAGUCCACUGCUGUGUCUAAUGGUGGGGCGGUGGCACCUACACCUGCUCUAGCAGGGAGUGACACGAGCACCACCUGGGCAGUCAAGACCAAAGAUGCUGCAGGUCACUGCAGAGCGUCCUCAGAGAAGGAUGACUUUCUAAUAACCACAAUGUUGAGAAGUGGUGCCCCCUUGACUCGGCUGCCAAACGACAAGCUGAAAGCAGUGAUUCCUCCUUUCUUGCCACCCUCCAACUUCGAGCCGUGGAACUCGGACCGCUCACGCCUCCUCAGGGAGGGGAAGAGCGAAGCGCCACGCUUGCCCAUGCCACCACAGAGGAAGCUUAACAGCAGUGGAAACUCUGAUAUUACAUCCAUCAGUCGUGUGGUCAGCAGGUCCAUUAAAUUUCCCAGCAUCCCCAAGGGGCCAUCCUCAUCCUCUCCUUCGAACUCUGGUCACUAUCACUCCCCUCACUCGUCUGGAGGCUCAAAUGGAGUCGCGGGGCUCAACAGGGACUCCCACAACCGUUCAGGGGGCAGUGCAGACAGCGUUCUCUCCCAGAUAGCAGCCCAACGUAAAAGAGCAGCUGGCCUUAUAGAAGUAAAGGCUCAAGCCCCAGAGAAACAGCACAGCCAGACCCCGAGUCAAGCCCCACCACCGGUUUCAGCACCUGGUCUGCCCCUGCCUGAUAUCAGCCUUCCUGACAUUCACUCCCAUCCCAGCCUCGUUGCCUCCGACAUCCAUUCCAGAAAGAAGAUGGAGUUGAAAAAGAGACCUCAGUCAGGAAAUUCCUCUACUUCCAAGAGCACAUCGCCCACCCUAACACCUUCUCCUUCCCCAACACCCAAGAUUCCCCCCAUACCAGGAGACUCUCUGUCCUCAGCAUCAUCUCAUCCACGCUCUAAGAGCAGCGGAGGUUCCAGCAGUGGAACCAUCACAGAUGAAGAUGAGCUGUCUAGUAUUUUGAAGAAACUGUCCCUUGAGAAAUACCAGCCUAUAUUUGAGGAACAAGAGGUGGAUAUGGAAGCAUUCCUGACUUUAACAGACGGAGACCUGAAGGAGCUGGGCAUUAAAACAGACGGACCCAGACAGCAGAUCUUGGCUGCCAUAUCAGAGCUCAAUGCUGGAAAGGGCCGAGAGAGGCAGAUCCUUCAAGAGACCAUCCAUAACUUCCAGUCUUCUUUUGGUAGCAGUGCUAGUAACCCCAGGCAACCAGGACAAUCACGCUCUCCAACAAGCUGGAUGAGACACCAGGUUCGUUCCGCCAGCAAAAGGUAACCCCCACGGACCUGAUGCACAUGAGGAAGCACACCAAAGGUACUUAGAGUAAGAGUAAAAUGCUGCUGACAUCCGAGAAAGAUGCGAGCGACAUGGAGUCUUCUAGGUGGACGACUUCUUGACCACCAGACGUCUUAGUGCAAGGGGACCCUGCAGCAAAAAGGCCAAUCAGGUCCUGAUAAACUGCCUGCGUUGGACCCUCCUGGACCAAACUGCCUUCAUUUUUUCCUCUUAUGGAUUAUAAAGCAGGGGAGAUGUAACAGGGCUGGCUGGGUUCAGUGCCCUGCUGCUUUUAACAAGCACAUGAUGUUUGGCAAAUAAGGUGAGGCAGUAUGUGAUGUUCACGGUACGGUGACGUCAGUAAAGUGCAUUACACAGGCGUUAAUAUCAGGGGCAAUGAAUGUUAAAGGUAAUGAAAGAGAAAUUGUUUAUUUCUUUUAUUGAACAAAGGCUUUAUUGAAAGUAGAACUUAUGUUUUAAAUGCUAAAGAAAUUAUGAGCAAAAGUAAUCCUCUUUAGAAAUAGAUAAAACUUUCUGUGUGUGGCCGAAGCUUUUGAGUCUGGCAGGUAGUUGAGGUAGAAAGGAGAUGCACCUGUGCAGGUGAGAUUCUCUGUCUUGUUGCUUUUUUAUAAUACUGUGGAUACCUUUUAAAACCCACUGCCACCUUAAAGGCGAAAUAUAUUUUUUGGUCUUUGUAAUGCAGCAGCCGGCUAUAUUGCUAAAGCAGCAGCUGGGUUAAGCAGAGAGCUGGGAUAGUGAAAGGCGAGGUUAGAAACACAGCAGCGGGAGUGAGUUUGAGCCAUGAGAGACUUUUAUUUUAUCUCAACGAAUGUGAGAGGUGCAGCAGUUGUAUUGUAAAUGUGGCAGGUGAAGUUCGAGAAGAAAGAACAGCUGUUAUGAGUCUAACACUUGACUGGCUGAGAAGGUGCACUGAUGAGGAGCGCUAAUAGAGAAGUGAAAGUGGAAAGGAACUAUUUUUAGUCAGCCAGUCCCUGGGACUGCUUUUACCAGAUUAUGUGUUGAAUUUACAAACCACUAUAUACACAAAUGACUUUAAUAGAGACUGUGCUGUCAUGAAUAAAAAAAACAUUAUGAUGAUGUAACAACAACAUGUGUAUAUAUAUAUAUUUUUUUACUCUUUAAUGCUUUAUUGGAUUUGAGAUGAGAAAACUUUGGCAAAAAUAUUUUGGGAACAUUUUAUGAGGAGUAUAAAUUUAGUUUAAGUAAGGUACAUUGAGCAACAGUUUCCACUGAGCCUGCUCCCUUCAUCCCUCCGGCUCCAUCAUGAAACACGGAGAGACAGACGGACUGCUGCAACAUUCCUAAAUAUCAGGUAUUCCAAGUCUUAAAUCCAAAUGAUGGGCUGUGGUACUGUUCAGGAUCGGUCGCUUAAUGUGAGAUGACACUGAUGUAAUAUCCUGUUUAGUCAUGCUCUGAGUCUAGGAAAUAUAAAUUGGAGGAUGAAUAGCAACAAAUUGAAUAAAAAUGAGUGUCCAAAAUGAAAUAAGAACAGAAUACAAAUUGUAUUCUUUGGUGCUUCGGUUUAAUAACUGGAAACCAGGUUUCAGGUCAAACUUUGCUCGUUUAAGAAUUUUAAACAACCAAUGUAAAACCAUCUUCCAUCCACAAGGUGGCAGCAACAUCCAGUUGAUGCAAUAAGUUAUACCUGUUAUAAUACUUGUCAUGUUUUCCUCCACAGAUUUUGGUCUGUGCUUUUUAAAUGAGACACAUUAAAGCUAAAUUUAACCCCAUUCAUGCUCGUAAAAAGUAUUUUACAGUGGCUAAUGUUUUUGAAGCCAAGGAGUCCAGUUGUGCGUAUAUCUGAAUCAAAAACUGAAACUUAAUAUGAAAUAUAAAAUAUUACGCUACUGUAAUCAUUUGUGUUUGAUAUAAUUUUUCCACAGCAAAAUUUAAAUAAAGCAUUCAGAUAUAGCCAAAGAACAAAAAAGAGGAAAAAGAAGCAAGUAUGUUUUUCAUUUCUAAACUUUAGCCUCUGCAGGUGAGAUUAAUUUCAUGGACAAGUACAUUGUCAGUGCACAUGCACCGGAGGUUUCACGUUUCCACAUCACAACUGUGUAAAAAGUCUCCCUUUAUCAGACAAA
This is a messenger RNA of Archocentrus centrarchus (flier cichlid), 5196 nucleotides long. It is a transcript of the gene anks6, whose product is annotated as ankyrin repeat and sterile alpha motif domain containing 6. Bases 287 to 3094 code for a protein of 935 amino acids. The record is from RefSeq and is a predicted model, not a curated record. Gene Ontology annotation, biological process: innate immune response. The transcript is spliced from 18 exons. Gene Ontology annotation, molecular function: protein binding. Lineage: Eukaryota; Metazoa; Chordata; Actinopteri; Cichliformes; Cichlidae. Gene Ontology annotation, cellular component: cytoplasm.